AUGUCGGGAUUUUGGAAAUUUACAAACAAUUACGCUUCUAAAGUCAAUAAGAUUUUGGAAAAUGAAAAUGUUUCCCUUGAGGAUUUGCUUGACGAGAGAGAAACGGUCUCAGAGUUGUUAUCCUCUAAUGCUAAGUUGAUUGAAUAUAUUAGGCGACCUGAAAUUCUAGAAAAAUUGGUUGAUUUUAUUGUUGAUGACGAUGAUUAUCAGCGUAAAUCUGCAGAAUUCGAAUCCAAUAAUGAGUUCAAUAACGAAAAUAGUUCCAACAGUGGCAUAGAUGAAAUGAAUGGUUCAUCCAAUGGAAAAAUUACUGAUGAUAUAAGUAACUUUCCUUCUGAUGCUCAUGAUCAUGAGAAAGCAAAUGAAGUUGAUGCUGAAAACAAUAAUAAUAAUAGUAAUAGUAGUAAUAGUAGGAACAAUAAUAACAUUGACUUUGAGAAGCUUAGUCAAGAUGCCGAAGGCCUAGAUACUUCAAUCGUUGAUGAAGAUACUAAGAUCGAGAAAGCUGCAGCUGGAAAAGGCGAGGACAUCUAUUUGAGUAAUAAUGAGGAGGAUGACGAUGACGAAAAUCACAAUAGCGGAAGUGAAAGUGAAAGUAACAGUGAUAACGAAGCCGAAGAUAAUGAUGAAGACGAUGAAGAAGAUGAGGAUGAAGACGGGGUUGAUGAUGACAUUGAUGAAGAGGAGAAGCAUUCCAGGCGUGCUCAGGUGGCGGCUGAAAUACUAUCCAUGGACGUUUGGUCUAUCACUGAUGCUUUUAUGGAGAGUGUUGACCUGAUCAAAAAGCUAUGGUGUUUACUUGACAAAGAACCCCCAUUACCAAUUUUUUCAGCCACAUACUUUAUGAAAAUCAAUGAACAUCUACUCGACAUGAAAACCGACGAAAUGAUCCAGUUCAUACAUCAAGAGCCAAAUCUAGUUACAAGAUUUAUGAGACACAUUGAAACACCCCCUUUAAUGGAUUUUCUCUUGAAAGUUAUCUCGACGGAUAAACCGGAUGACUCAACCGGCAUUAUUGAUGUUUUAAAAGACCAAGGAUUAAUUCCAAAACUAAUCAGCUUCUUAGAUAAAAGUAUCCCUUCUUCGGUACAAAGUGCAGCAGGUGAUUUCUUAAAGGCAUUUAUAACUAUCUCUGCGAAUAAUGCUGAGAAUACAACAAUCGGACCCAAUGAAUUAACAAGGCAGCUAGUAAGUGAACCAAUGGUCAAAUUGUUAGUUGAAAAAAUGAUUCAAGGUGGUACUGGCUUAUCAAACGGUGUUGGUAUAGUAAUAGAAAUCAUUCGCAAAAAUAACUCAGAUUAUGAUCCUGUUCCUGUCGUGUAUGUCACCUUGGAAUCGCAUCCUCCCACGCCGAGAGAUCCAAUAUAUUUAGGUACUUUAGUGAAAAUAUUUGCUGAAAACAUGCCUAAAUUUACCGAAUUAUUGGAGCAAAAAGUUGAAAAAAUGCUACCUACUCCGUUUGGAGAGAUUGAACCUUUAGGUUUUGAAAGGUUCAAGAUUUGUGAAUUAGUGGCUGAAUUAAUCCAUUGCUCUAAUAUGGCUUUAUUAAAUGAUAUUAAGGGUCAGGCAAUGGUAAAGGAACGCGAUGAGAUAAGAGCUAUAUUAAUAGCAAAACAUAAGGAGUUGAUGAAAAGAGCGGAAACUGACUCGCAGAAUUCAAGUGAAGGUAUUGACGUUUCUAAGGAGAUUGAAAACUUAAAAUCUUUGAUUAAACAAGAGGGCACUGUUGAUGACACCAGUGUCGAUGAUGAAGAAGAAAAUAAUGAGAAUUUACAAAGUGGAGAAGGUGGUUUCAUAGAUAAUGAAGAAUCUUUAAGAGAACAUCCAAUUGUUGGUGAUCAAUUGAAAAUUGCAUUAUAUGACAAUAAAAUAAUAGUGACCAUAUUAGAUAUGUUCUUUAAAUUUCCGUGGAACAAUUUUUUGCAUAAUGUUGUCUUUGAUAUCGUGCAACAAAUUUUAAAUGCGACAAUGGAAAUUGGUUACAACAAAUACUUGGCAGUUGAUUUAUUUGAUAGAUGCCAUAUCACUACUGCAAUUGUACAAGGGCACAACAAAUGUAUUGAAUAUGAGGAAGAGACCGGUCUAAGAUUGGGAUAUAUGGGACAUCUAUCGUUAAUUGCGGAAGAAGUUGUCAAAUUUAUUUCCUUGGAUAUUCAUCGUACCACACCCAAGUCACAAAUAAUUGAUGAAGUAGUUAACCAAGAAGAUUGGAAAUACUACGUUGACGAAACUCUAGCUGAUAUAAGAAAUAAGUACAACGCAGUUUUAGGAAGUGACGGAAAGCAAAUGAAUGAGCAUGACAUGAAUUUGUUUCAACAGGUUUAUGGGUCGGGUGAAUAUGAUGAUGAGGAUGAAGAAGACGACGAUGUUAUACUAGAGGGCAAUGAUAAUAUGGUUAACGGAUAUAUGGAGUCAGAAGAAAAUGGAGUUGAAACAGACAAGUUUUCCAGAUACUUAGGUGAUGAGAUGUCAAAUGAUUUGAAUGGUCGAUAUGAAGAUGAAAAUGAAGGAGAAGAUGAAAAUGACACCGCACAAAAAGACACUGACGAUCUCAACCAAUCCGACGAAUUUGAAGGAGUUGUAGACUCCCAGAUGGGUGGGCAUCCAUAUCAUGAAAUGUCCGCAGGUGGUCUUGACGAUGAUAAUAUUAAAAUCGAUGAUGACUAUGAUAUAGACAACAUAAGUGAUGAUGACGAUGUCGAUGAGGAUGAAGAUGUUGGUGAUGGUAACGUUGUAGAAAGGUAUCUAUCACAUGGCGAUUACGGAGACUAUGACGAUUAUGAAGAUCCCAACGAUGAUGGGCAGUCAUACAAAAAAAUGAAUCAUCCUCUGUACCAAGCUGACGGUUCACUAAGAUCAUUAAGUAAUGAAAAAUUUUCUGGUAGUUCUUCUGAAUAA
This is a messenger RNA of Pichia kudriavzevii, 2898 nucleotides long. RefSeq lists its product as uncharacterized. Gene Ontology annotation, cellular component: cytosol; nucleus. The transcript has a single exon. The record is from RefSeq and is a predicted model, not a curated record. Gene Ontology annotation, molecular function: protein phosphatase binding; protein phosphatase regulator activity. NCBI's taxonomy places the organism in Eukaryota, Fungi, Ascomycota, Pichiomycetes, Pichiales, Pichiaceae. The coding region runs from base 1 to 2898 and encodes 965 amino acids.